UCUUUGUUUUUCCUCAUUGUCUUUGUUAUUGUUUCCAUUUUUGUCUUAAUUGUUAUUUACAAUUAAUUUCAAUUGUUGUCUUUAAAUUUAGUGUAUUUAUCUAGUCAUUAGAACUAUGGCUUUGUGGUGUGAUAAAUAUCGACCAAGUAGUUUAAACAAAUUGGAUUAUAAUAAGGAACAGGCUGAUUAUUUGAAGCGAAUGAUUCGAUCGAAUGAUUUUCCACAUUUACUGGUCUAUGGAUCACCAGGAUCUGGAAAACGUACUCGGGUUCAAUGUAUUCUCAGGGAAAUUUAUGGUUCUGGUGUUGAUAAAACUCGAAUUGAACAUUUAACCAUUGAGACGCCUUCUAACAAAAAGCUUGAGCUUAAUUCGAUUGCUUCUAAUUAUCAUAUCGAAAUUAAUCCAAGUGAUAUUGGAAUUCAAGAUCGUCUGGUUGUUCAAGAUGUCAUGAAAAAUAUAGCUCAAAGUGGAGGCCUUGUUGAUAAGGUUCCGUUUAAAGUGAUUGUUAUUUCGGAGGCUCAUAAAUUGUCCAAAGAUGCUCAGCAUUCACUCAGACGAACAAUGGAAAAAUAUAUUUCAACCCUUCGAUUGAUUAUGGUCGCUGAUACAAGUUCAACGAUUUUACCACCAAUUAAAAGUCGUUGUCUUUUACAUAGAGUUUCAGCUCCAACGACCGAUAAAAUAGCUCAAAUACUUGAAUUUGUCGGACGGAGAGAAAAUUUUGAUCUUGGUCCAAAUUUAAUCUCGAAAAUUGCCUCUGAAUGUGAUCGCAAUUUACGUCGAGCCCUGUUGAUGAUGGAAACCAUGUACAUCAAUUCAAGCCAAGAGAUUAUCAAACCUUCUUAUAUGCUUUACAUUCAAAGAAUAGCCAAAAAGAUGAUUGAAAAUCCGACCUUGGAAAAAGUGAAAGACAUUCGAGAAGAUUUUUACGAACUUGAGCAACAUCUUAUCCCUGUGGAGAUUAUUUUCAAAGUUUUAAUUCGCUCAUUGUUACACAUUUGUAAUGGAGUUUUAAAAGGUAAAUUACUUCAACUUGCUUCUCAUUACGAACAUCAAAUGAGAGUGGGAAGUAAACGGGUCCUUCAUUUUGAAGCUUUUGUCGCUCACUUCAUGGCCGCUUAUCAGAAAUUUACUGAGGAUAAUUUGAUUGACGAUGAUGAAGAUUUACUUUCCAUGUAGAAUCAGGAAUGUUCAUCAAUGGAAACUAAUUCCCUUAAUUGUUGUGGAUCAUGAAAACAUUUUUACUUCCUAGCAGUUGUCGAUUCAAUUUUAAAAAUUUCCUCUCACUCAAUCAAUUAUCAAUAUUUUUUUAUCUAAAAAAAAUAAAUCGUCGAGUUCAAACUCUUAA
Messenger RNA from Panonychus citri (citrus red mite), 1349 nucleotides. It is a transcript of the gene RfC38, whose product is annotated as replication factor C subunit 3-like. Gene Ontology annotation, molecular function: DNA clamp loader activity; DNA binding. The coding region runs from base 116 to 1180 and encodes 354 amino acids. Lineage: Eukaryota; Metazoa; Arthropoda; Arachnida; Trombidiformes; Tetranychidae. The transcript has 2 exons. The record is from RefSeq and is a predicted model, not a curated record. Gene Ontology annotation, biological process: DNA repair; DNA-templated DNA replication. Gene Ontology annotation, cellular component: nucleus; DNA replication factor C complex.